AUGGCCACAACACAGGCGCGUCUCCAGGUCCUCUCAGAGGACUAUCAAAAACUUCAGCAGGAUCUGCAGUCGUCUGUCGAUUCGAGACAGAAGCUUGACGGACAGCGUCAAGAGAACCUGAGCGUGCAAAAGGAAUUCGAGACACUGACUGAGGAUGAAACCAUCUACAAGCUUUCCGGACCUGUCCUUCUGAAGCAAGAAAAGUUUGAGGCUGAAAACACUGUCAAGGGAAGACUUGACUUCAUUGGCAAUGAGAUGUCGCGCCUCGAGUCGCAAAUCAAAGAAACACAAUCAAAGAUUGAAAAGAAGCGAACAGAAAUCAUUCAAGUCCAAACAGCAGCUCAACAAGCUGCUGCAAAUACUGGCGCGAAGUGA
Beauveria bassiana ARSEF 2860 is the source of this 375-nucleotide messenger RNA. RefSeq names its product prefoldin subunit. NCBI's taxonomy places the organism in Eukaryota, Fungi, Ascomycota, Sordariomycetes, Hypocreales, Cordycipitaceae. Gene Ontology annotation, molecular function: protein-folding chaperone binding. Bases 1 to 375 code for a protein of 124 amino acids. Gene Ontology annotation, biological process: chaperone-mediated protein complex assembly; protein folding. The transcript is spliced from 4 exons. Gene Ontology annotation, cellular component: prefoldin complex; cytoplasm. The record is from RefSeq and is a predicted model, not a curated record.